Tachysurus fulvidraco (yellow catfish) is the source of this 1243-nucleotide messenger RNA. Its product is annotated as monocyte to macrophage differentiation factor 2. NCBI's taxonomy places the organism in Eukaryota, Metazoa, Chordata, Actinopteri, Siluriformes, Bagridae. Gene Ontology annotation, cellular component: membrane. The record is from RefSeq and is a predicted model, not a curated record. Bases 490 to 1197 code for a protein of 235 amino acids. The transcript is spliced from 7 exons. Gene Ontology annotation, molecular function: pore-forming activity.
GCGUGUAGAAGCUUGAGCUAAGCUAAUUUAUUUAAUUUGGAUGUAUUUAGCAAACCUAUUUUAUACAAAUAAGCGUAAUCUCAGUGUUUAACAGGUAAAACUGCGUAUUUUUGUUGCAUAACGUCUCUCUUUUUUUUUUUUCUUCGACAUCCCUCUCUGUGGUUUGCGUUGAAACCGUUACAAUGUCCUGCGUCUCAAAACGGCUCCAGUUGAUCACUUUAGUGCACUACGUAGUGCACAAGCCCCAUUGUUUACACAGUGUAGUGAGGAAACAUCGGAUUGAGACGCGACCUCAGGACUUCCGGCUCUUCGGCGAAAGAGUCGGUUCGCUUAUUUUUCCCUCUCUAAAGUGAUGCUCGGAAUAAAAUGAAUGCUUCGGGAGACGAUUAAUUAAAGCUGGACACUUUCUUGUUUUUUUCCCCCUGGAUUAAGUUUUAAAUUAACAAAUAGUUUUAUUUUUCUCUUUCUAUAUUGGUACAUAUUGUUUAAAUGAAUCUUGUAAGAUUUAUGAACAGCCGCGCACCAGCUAAUAAGAGGUAUCAGCCGACCGAAUAUGAGCACGCAGCUAACUGUGCGACACACGCGCUCUGGAUCAUUCCCAGUAUUCUGGGGGGAUUUUUGCUCUACUUCCUCUCUGAUGACCACUGGGAGGAGAUUUCAGCGUGGCUCUAUGGCGCAGGCUUGUCCAGCCUUUUUAUCAUUUCUACAGCCUUCCACACCAUCACCUGGAAGAAGAGCCAUAUGCGGUCUGUCGAGCAGUGUUUCCACAUGUGUGACAGGAUGGUGAUUUACUUCUUCAUAGCUGCAUCCUACACACCCUGGCUGACUUUACGGGAGCUCGGUCCAUGGGCCGCUCACAUGCGCUGGGUUGUCUGGGCGAUGGCCUCUGGAGGAACUGCAUAUGUCUUCUUCUUUCACGAGAGGUAUAAAGUGGUGGAGUUGGUCUGUUACACAGCAAUGGGAGUCUUUCCAGCGAUGGUUAUUCUGUCUAUGGGGGACAGGUCGGGUGUGUGCGAGCUGUUGGUUGGUGGUGGGUGUUACGUGUUGGGGAUGGUGUUCUUUAAAAGUGAUGGAGUGGUGCCCUUUGCGCACGCCAUAUGGCACCUGUUUGUUGCCAUGGGGGCGGGCAUCCAUUACUACGCCAUCUGGAAGUACUUGUACACACCUGGCAAUCAACAGACCAGCACCGCUCGGUGACACACACAUACACACACACACACACACACACACACACACACACACA